CUCCAGGACGUCAGGGGGUUGCCGGGAGACCGGAAAGUUUGGGAGCAAAGGGGACUGCAGGUGACCAGGGGCCCCAAGGACACAGAGGAGAGAAGGGUGACCGUGGUCCUAUUGGUGACAGAGGUCCGAGAGGACCAUCUGGACAAAAGGGUGAGAGAGGAGCGGAUGGAGUGGACGGGAAGGAUGGCCUUGUGGGGGACUCUGGGGUUAUGGGCCUGUCUGGUUGUAGAGGAGACGAGGGGGCAGAGGGGGAGCCAGGUCCUCUGGGGCAGAAAGGAGAUGAAGGAUCUUAUGGAUUACCUGGACAAAAGGGAGAGAUGGGAACACCUGGGGAGCCAGGGGUUCCUGGAGUGUCUGGAGCCAACGGAGCCAAGGGGGAGCCUGGACCAAUCGGAGGACCUGGAAAUAAGGGUGACCAAGGAGACGAAGGGGACUUUGGACCGUCUGGAGCGCCAGGCACAGAGGGUGUAGGGGGAGAGAGGGGACUAAGAGGUGCUCCAGGAAUAAGAGGUGGUCAAGGGGAGACGGGUGACACAGGCUCUGCUGGAGCACAGGGUCAUGAAGGUCAGGCUGGAGACGUGGGUUCACAGGAUGUUAAGGGCUCCAGGGGGCCUCCAGGAGCACCGGGAGAUGCAGGGCCCAUUGGGAAAAGGGAACACAAGGAGAAGGCCAACCUGGAUAUCCAGGGUUCCAGGGAUACCCUGGUCUGAGAGGACCUGCAGGUUUAAAGGUCUGUCUGUCUGUCUGUCUGG
Molecule: messenger RNA, 752 nt
Organism: Oncorhynchus mykiss (rainbow trout)
Lineage: Eukaryota; Metazoa; Chordata; Actinopteri; Salmoniformes; Salmonidae
Source: RefSeq, a predicted model, not a curated record